Molecule: messenger RNA, 1703 nt
Organism: Cervus elaphus (red deer)
Lineage: Eukaryota; Metazoa; Chordata; Mammalia; Artiodactyla; Cervidae
Exons: 8
Coding region: 54-833 (259 amino acids)
Source: RefSeq, a predicted model, not a curated record
ACGCCCCCAAUCCACACCCCAGCCCGCCCCGAAGAGGAAGCGGGCCGGAGGGAAUGGCUCAGAAACGGAAGAUGGGGGCUCAGGGUCCACCGGCUCAGGGCCGGCCCGCUGGCCUCCCGGUUUUCACGCCGACCGGAGGGACGCGUCCCCCGGCCGUUCCCCUCUCGCGUUCGCCGCAGUCCGCCGCCCCCGCGCGCGCCGAGCCGGGCGCAGGCAGGGGAUGCCCGGCUCCGGCUCGCGGGCCGGCCGCGGCUCCGAGUCCCGUGACGGCGGGGGACGCUUCCGAUGCUGAUGGCAGCGGGCUGUCCGCGCGCCACAUUCACUCUGGUUGGAUUUCCCCUUUCGCAGCAGCCCUGGCCGGUAGGAGAGUCCUUUCCCGGAAGACUGGAGUUCUGGUGAUCCUAGGUGGCGCCUUGAACCGAGCGGCCCGUUUUAAUGGCAUGUUCACCAUCGAUCCGAAUGCUGCGUGGACUCUUCCCCGAGUGACACCCGAGUUCCUUCGUGUGGCCGAGGAGCAGCUUCUGGGUCUGGCUCCGCCUGGUCCUCAACGCCCACUUCCCGCUUCAGCAUGCUCUGCAGUGACCCACAUACCUGACGUUCCUUGCACGCCGAGGCGGGUGUCGGGCCCCUGCCAGGGAUGCCUCCCAUGCCUUCUCUGCCAGGGCGCUGGUCCUCCCAAGGAGAAGCGGCCCAGACGUCCGACUCCAGCACCCAGCCUUCCUCAGUGCGCCCUGAGGGGCCAUCGGGCGGAACAGCCGCUGAGGACGCGGAAGCUCCCGAAAGACAGGCAGGAAGGAUUCCUGGGUCUUCAUGCUUCAAAGCGCCAAGAGUGAGCAAGGACACUGCCCCACAACACUAAAGGGACACCAGCUCCCGGAGGCUUCAACUACUGCUCAGCCCUGUGACGCGCUAGAAUCACUGAGGAGCAUUCAGACACCGACGGCCAAGCCCACCCCAGACCAUCAGGUCAGAACUGCGGGUGGCCUCCAGUGGGGGAGGUGGAAGCUAUCUUCUAAGAAGCCAGGCAGGAUGCACGGCAGGAAGGUGGCCUUUGCGCCCAACAGGGCUUGAGAAGAGGUUCUAGGAAGAAACCCUGGGCCCCAGAACAGGAGAGGUGGUUGCAGCGGGUGCCAGAGCCCAGCAAGAACUUCUGUCCCCUGGCAAGAGCCAAAGUCGGGCCUUCCGCACACGGAGAAGGAACUUAAAUCAAGAAGCAACCCUUGUUUGAAACAAGGAUGAAUCCAGGAUACCCCCUGUUUGAGAUGUUGGGGUGUGUGGGGGACAGUUCUUCCCCACCCCUCGGCCUGUUUGGCUUUACUUCCUCCCUGCAGCUCCUCCCGGGACCCUGUCUCAGCUAUUUCUGGAGAGCCCACGCUUGUUCCCAGGACCCUGUGGACCCUAGAACCCUGCCCCACUGGCAUCUGGAGUGGACAAGAUCCCAGGUCCAGUCUUUACCCAAAAGGCUGGGGCCAGAAGUAUUUCAAAUUCAGACCCACCCUCUGAUUUGAGAAAGGACCCCAGAUCCUUGCCUCCUCUGGCAGUCUCACGGGAGGGCCGUGGACAGGCCUGGGUUCCCCGCCCUGACCCACAGACCCCGGCAUCCUCGCCAAGAGAAGAGGGGAGGCAGGCUGACUCCUAACGGGGCCACCGGGCCCUUUGCAGCCUCCACCCUUGCCCCACCUCCAGCCCGCCAAGAAGAAAAU